Molecule: messenger RNA, 1765 nt
Organism: Danio aesculapii
Lineage: Eukaryota; Metazoa; Chordata; Actinopteri; Cypriniformes; Danionidae
Gene: pex12
Product: peroxisomal biogenesis factor 12
Exons: 3
Coding region: 189-1241 (350 amino acids)
Biological process (GO): protein import into peroxisome matrix; protein monoubiquitination
Cellular component (GO): peroxisomal importomer complex; peroxisomal membrane
Molecular function (GO): ubiquitin-protein transferase activity; zinc ion binding; protein binding
Source: RefSeq, a predicted model, not a curated record
CGCUUCUGAUAGGAAAAAGUCAAGUGUUGCGACAGAUUAUGACCAGAGCGUUGUUUUCCAGCACUGUAACUCUGCCUAAAUUGUCUUGUAUGGUAAAAUAUGCACCAUUGUCCUCAUUAAAAGACUCGACUGACGUACCUUUAGGAAGGCGUUAUUGUUGUUUGCAGUAGUUUACCUCAUCAGGUGUGAUGGCGGAGCGAGGAGCUCAUUUAACCACAGCUGCUCCGGCUGAAGAUCGACCCUCAGUGUUUGAGGUUUUAGCGCAGGACUCAUUAAUGACCGCUGUCAAACCCGCUUUACUGCAUGCUGUCAAGAUUCUUGCUACAUCUAACCCUGCCCGCUAUGGAGUUCUCUGGAGGAGGUUUGAUGAGAUUUAUGUAAUACUGGAUAUGUUAUUGCAGCAUCACUUCCUGUCCCGCACCAGUGCCUCGUUUUCAGAAAACUUCUAUGGCCUGAAACGUGUGGGAGUGGACAGUGCCCGUGCUGCCCAUCUGGGACUGCGGCGCAGGCAACACUGGCACUCUUUACUCUUGCUGGCCCUCAUUCCUUACCUGCACACCAAACUGGAGAAAAUCCUGGCGCGACAGAGAGACGAGGACGAUUUCUCCAUCCGCUUGCCGCAGUCCUUCCUGCAGAAGAUGUACAGGGCGUUUUUGGCUGCGUAUCCUUUCAUCUGCAUGGCGUGGGACGGCUGGGUCUUCUGCCAACAGCUUUUGUACGUUUUCGGCAAAACACGGACACAUUCUCCACUUCUGUGGCUUGCCGGGGUUAAACUCUCAUAUCUCACGGCUAAUGACAUACACAGCCUGGAUCUCAAGUCUUCAGGCCCAGAAUUGAGCUCCGGUCAAAGCUUUGGAGAGAAAUUCCAACAUGUAUUCUCGACGGCGGUCGGUGGCGUGGCUGUGUCUCUGUCAACCAGCCUGUCGAUUGGCGUGUUUUUCCUGCAAUUCCUGGAAUGGUGGUAUUCGUCUGAAAACCAGAGCACCGUGAAGUCCUUGACCUCCCUCCCGACGCCUCCGCCGCCCCUCCACCUUCACAGCCAGGAGACGUCACACACACACAUCAAAGUGUGUCCGAUCUGCAGGAAAGUGCGCACCAAUGACACCGCGCUAGCCACGUCUGGCUACGUGUUCUGUUACAGGUGUAUAUAUGUGUACGUGAAAGCCAACCACAGGUGUCCUCUCACCGGCUACCCUUCAGGACUGCAGCACCUCAUUAAAAUAUACACCCCUGAUGGAUAGACUGGUCAUAUUUUUCAAGAUGCCUUAAUGUGAAUAUGUCUGAUUUUAUAUAAUUAUUGCACAGUGUUAACUGUUUUCAAAUGUGACUGAAAUGUAAUUUAGUAAUAAAUUUGUACAGAAAUCAUUAUUGCUGACUCUCAUAGGGAUAGAGGGAACUUGGCCAGGACACUGGGGUUACACCCCUACACUCUACUAGAAGUGUCAUAGGAUUUUUAAUGCCCACAGAGAGUCAGGACCUCGAUUUAUCAUCUGAAAGACGGUGCUCACUGACAGUAUAGUGUCCCCUUCACUAUACUGGGGCAUUAGGACCCACACAGACCACAGGUUGAGCUCCCCCUGCUGGCCUCGCUAACACCACUUCCAACAGCAACCUAGUUUUCCCAUGUGGUCUCCCAUGCAGAUACUGACCAGGCUCAGCCCUGCUUAGCUUCAGUGAGAUUCCGUUCUUGGGCUGCAGGGUGAUAUGGCUGUGGUUUAAAGUUCAAAAGUUUAAAAUUUAAGGUCACAGUGCAAGUAGCAGCUAA